This is a messenger RNA of Phaedon cochleariae (mustard beetle), 1679 nucleotides long. The record is from the annotation of a GenBank genome assembly. NCBI's taxonomy places the organism in Eukaryota, Metazoa, Arthropoda, Insecta, Coleoptera, Chrysomelidae.
CAAGCUGGAAAGAGUAUUUGCGCCGAACGAGUAGCGCACCCCCAUCACAAUUUAGCGCGAGCUUUCAGAAACGCUUUUGUCCAGAAGCUCGCGCCAGUGUCAGUAUCAUUGCUUCGUGGCCAGAGACCGUCUUCACAUUCUCUGUCUGAUUCUGCGCGUCGUCACGCGGCAUUCAUUCAAAUCCACGUCGGUUAUGUUCUGAAACCCAUGUUUUACCCGAAUCACCCAUGGUCUUUAGAUAUGUCCUCGGAGUAUAACGAAGAAUACCUCAUCUCACCUACUCACCCCCCACAGACCACCCAGAUCAACACGUUGUCUCCUAUUCCCGCCAACGAUACCGAGUGUUGUGCUAGUUUAGAAAGUUGCAGUGUUAGUUUCGACAGGCUGUCCUGGCACGAGCACGUUUACAGAAGACUUUCCACCAAACCUACACCUCAUUAUAUCGAGAACAUUCUUGGUUUGCCGAACAGAAGUGCUGGACAAUAUUGCCAGGAUUCGCGGGAAGACCUUGCCAUGACUGCUGUACCUGCUGAUGUUGUUAAUGAGCCCUUGAACUUGUCUGUCAAAAACCACCAAAAAGUUAGAACAAAAACUCCCAAAGAACCGACCCGAAAGAAAAAAAAGACCAAAGAUGUCCCUGAUCCUAAACAACCUGCAGCCAUAAUACCCAUUCUCAUUCAGAAUCAAGUAGACAUAGAAACAAUGGCCGAAGACGCGGACAGUAAAAACAAGAAGAAGAAGGCGAGAACUACGUUCACAGGCCGACAGAUCUUCGAAUUAGAAAAGCAGUUCGAGGUGAAGAAGUAUCUCAGUAGCAGCGAGAGAUCAGAAAUGGCCAAACUGCUGAAUGUAACAGAGACACAGGUGAAAAUAUGGUUUCAAAACCGACGAACGAAAUGGAAGAAAAUUGACAACGUGUCGAAUACAGAAGCGGCCGAGCACAAAACUACCAACUCUAAGUCGUCUGAUGAUGGUCGCACAAGGACGAAAAACUCCAACAACCAUAGCCAAAGUUCGAAUUCCAGUAUUGAGAGUGAUACAAGAAGCUCGGUAGCUUCAGCGAUUGUCGAUCAUCAACAUCAACAAGACAAGAGCUUCAAGAAUAUCUUGCAGACGAGUUUGUCUUCAGUUCCCCCACUUUCUCCGAAGAAUCAGUUACAAAGCCAAAUCAACACAGCCAAAGAUGUAUUACUAAGCUUAUCGUUUGAUCAGGAAAAAUGUUAAAAAAGUGAUAGUUUCAAAACCGUAUAGAUUUCAAUGUGUUCUAUUUGUGUUGAUAGAUUUGAAUUUGAUGUUUCCACAGGUCCAGAUUCUUUCAACAGAAUUUCAUUAUAUUGAUUUAUUUGAUAUGGAAAUUCAGUAAACGUAAAAUCUCAUUAGAUAUUGGCUGUGAUAUUUCGUGUAUUCUGAAAAAUGAUAGACCGAACUGUUUUGUUUUUCGAUUUUUUGUUCAGAAAAUAUUUUUUCCCUGGGAAACAUCAGAAACAUGUAAUUACAGCGGUGUAAUCACAAAAGUACAAUUCUUUUAGUUGCACUAAUAUACGAAAAAAAUUGACGAUAUUUUUAAUAAAAAAAAUCAUUAGAUGUAAUCUACCUUUCGAUACUUAAUUUAUAAAAUAUUUUAUAUGUAUGUUCAUAUCACCCUAUUUGUGUAUGAAUAAAAAAAAUCGUUUCAUUAA